Molecule: messenger RNA, 1438 nt
Organism: Coffea eugenioides
Lineage: Eukaryota; Viridiplantae; Streptophyta; Magnoliopsida; Gentianales; Rubiaceae
Product: expansin-A1
Exons: 4
Coding region: 88-828 (246 amino acids)
Biological process (GO): plant-type cell wall organization
Cellular component (GO): extracellular region
Source: RefSeq, a predicted model, not a curated record
CAUUUUCUUCCCACCACCAUCUCCAUUCUCUUCUUCACAAACUCUCUCCGCUUCCUUCUUUCUCUCUGCUCAAUUGCCAAAAUCAAAAUGGCUGCUACUGGGUUUUUGUUGGUUGGACUUCUUGCAAUGGUCAGCAGUGUUCACGGAUACGGAGGGUGGAUUAAUGCUCAUGCCACCUUUUAUGGAGGGGGCGAUGCUUCUGGAACAAUGGGUGGGGCUUGUGGCUAUGGAAACUUGUAUAGCCAGGGGUAUGGUACAAACACAGCAGCACUGAGUACAGCUCUGUUCAACAAUGGGUUGAGCUGUGGAUCUUGCUUUGAGAUUAGAUGUGUGAAUUCUAAAUAUUGCUUGCCCGGUGCCAUUCUGGUCACAGCCACCAAUUUCUGUCCUCCAAACAAUGCCCUGCCUAACAGUGCAGGGGGAUGGUGCAACCCUCCCCUGCAGCACUUUGACCUCUCCCAGCCCGUUUUCCAGCGCAUGGCUCAAUACAGAGCUGGAAUUGUCCCUGUUGCUUAUAGAAGGGUGCCCUGCAGGAGAAGGGGAGGCAUAAGGUUCACAAUAAACGGUCAUUCCUACUUCAACUUGGUGCUGGUCACCAAUGUUGGUGGUGCUGGUGACGUCCAUUCGGUGGCAAUCAAAGGGUCCAGAACUGGCUGGCAGCAAAUGUCGAGAAACUGGGGUCAAAACUGGCAGAGCAACUCCUAUCUUAACGGGCAGAGCCUCUCAUUUAAGGUCACCACAAGUGAUGGCCGCAGUGUAGUGUCCUACAACGCUGCCCCUGCUGGUUGGUCCUUUGGGCAGACUUACACCGGUGCCCAAUUCCGCUGAAGCUCUCCCGCUCCUGCUUCAUUUAAUACUCUUUUUUUUUUAGCUAUUACUAUGAUUUGGUAGGGGGGCUUGAUAUACUUUAUGUGGUCACUGGUCACUAGUAUUAGUAUUGUGACUAUUUUUGUUUUCAAUUUUUCAUUUCACUAGGCAAUAGGGAUCCGUCUCAAGUUGCCUUGACGACUUAUUAGUAUGGUAUAAUUGAGGGAAGAUAAGUAGUACUCCACUAUAUUUUAGGCAGGGUAUUGGCCCUACAGGGGGGAAAUGAGGAGGGCAUAUUUUAAGAUUGUCCCUCUCCCAUUUUGUGGGGUGUCCGUUUUGGAGACCUUAAAACUUCUUGGGGUCUUUAGUUUUUUUUUUUCCUUCGGUCCGUUAUGAGGCAGAAGAAGAAGAUGAUUGGGCAGAGGUGGACUAUAACCACCCGCCUUUAGUAUGUGCUUUUUUUUUUUUUUUUUUGGGGGGGGGGGUUAUUAUAUCUUUGUCUAGUUGGGAUUUGAUCUUCUUCUUCAGCAUCCAGCCGGAGUUGUACCAUGUGGUGGUUAAUUUCUAUGGAAGUGCAAUUGUAAAUCCGAUUUGAAUAUCAAUGAAGGAGUGUUUUAAAUUCUACCGACAA